AUGCUCCUCCAAUUCUCCCCACACCUCCUCCUAUCACUCCCCGUCGCCACCUCCAAACCUCGCCACGGCCGCUCCCGCCCGCCUCCCAUCCGCGCCUCGGCCCCCGCAGAGCCGGAGCUCCUCGCCAAGUCCGCGCUCCGCCGCAUCUCCGACAAGCUCCGCAGCCUCGGCUACCUCGAAACCUCCCCCGCUCCGGCCCCAUCCCCGGCCCCGAACGCCCCGUCCCCCGGGGAGAUCUUCGUGCCCACCCCGGCCCAGCUCCCCCGCCACCGCGUCGGCUCCACGCUCGACCCGAGCUGGGCCACGGGCGACGGCGAGGCGGACGUUGCGCGCCGCGGCCGGAGGGAUGCGGCGGCGGCCCCGCCGUCCGCGGCGGAGCUCACGCUGCCGCGGGACGAGCUGCGGCGGCUGCAGGGGAUCGGCAUCCGGCUGCGGAGGCGGCUCAAGGUCGGGAAGCCGGGCGUCACGGAGGGGGUCGUCAACGGGAUACACGAGCGCUGGCGCAACGUCGAGCUCGUCAAGAUCAGGUGCGACGACAUCUCCGCCAUGAACAUGAAGCGCACCCACCAGAUACUCGAGAGGAAAACCGGAGGCCUAGUUAUUUGGAGAUCUGGAAGCACCAUCAUACUGUACAGAGGAACCAACUAUGAGUAUCCUUAUUUCCAUGGCCAGCAAAAAUUGGAUGAUCGUCUCAAGGAUGAAUCAUCAGAGCAGAGCAGUUCUGAUGAAGAACAAAGUAGGAGUGAAGAGGAUGCUGGGAAUCAUGCUGAAGAUGAUAGUGUUGACGACGAAGAUGAGGAGGGCGAUAAUUUUGGUAUAGUAUGUGGAGAACAGAGGAGUAUAGGAGAGGAGCACGGGAAUCGUGGUAACGUAUCUGUGCUGCAGAGCAUCAUUAGAGAGAAAGAUGCGAAUCGUCCCACCAUAUCCUCUAAAGGGCCUGUUGUUCACAGGCAGGAGGUCAAUUUAAGCUUUAGACCAGCAGCGAAAAACAAUGAUGGAGCUGCAAACAAACAUCAUGCAAGAUUUAAUAUAAGCACUAAUGUCGACCGUCCUAGCGAGGUCAGACCUUCAGGUAGGCCUACCUUAGUUACUGGUGUUGGUUCUCCGAAUAAGUUCCGGUUGCAGUUGCCCGGGGAGGUUAAGCUUGCAGAGGAAGGUGACAAAUUAUUAGAUGGGCUGGGUCCACGGUUUUCUGAUUGGUGGGGGUAUGACCCCCUUCCGGUGGAUGCUGAUUUGUUGCCAGCUAUGGUUCCUGGAUUCCGCAGGCCUUUCCGUCUUCUUCCUUCAGGUGUACCACCCAAGCUAACAGAUAGAGAAAUGACUAUCCUCAGGAGACUAGCUCGCCCGUUGCCUUACCACUACGCACUUGGAAGAAGCAGUAACCUUCAAGGAUUGGCUGCAUCUAUGAUCAAGUUAUGGGAGAGAUGUGAGGUAGCAAAAAUUGCGAUGAAGAGAGGUUCACACUGUAUUGAUAGUGAGCUCGUCUCCGAGGAAUUAAAGGGCUUGACCGGUGGGACUCUUUUAGCAAGAGAUAAUGAGUCAAUUGUACUGUACAGAGGAAAAGAUUUUCUCCCCCCAGCCGUCUCUGUCGCAAUAGAGAAACGCAGAAAGCACGACAAUUCCACAAUCAGCAAGCUUAAGCCUGAAAUUGAAGAAAGCCUACCUACUCAAGAUGCUUCUGAACUGAAGAUGGCAAGUGAUGCCUCAGUACACAGGCAUGAAUGCUAUGAAGAUAAGAAUGAAGUGGAAACAUCUGGUACAGAGUAUAAAACAGAAUCUCCGGAUACAGUUCCCCAUAAUGUGGAGACCAGAUUAUCCCAGGCUCUAGCAGAGAAAGUGAAGGCUGAAAAACUUCUUGAAGAGCUAGAAAAGGCAUCUCAGCCUUCAAUAGCUGAAACAAGAGAAUCCAUCUCAGAGGAGGAGAGGUACAUGUUGAGGAAAGUUGGUUUGCAGAUGAAACCAUUUCUGUUGCUAGGAAGGAGAGGAGUUUUUGAUGGAACAAUUGAAAAUAUGCACCUUCAUUGGAAGUAUCGAGAACUUGUCAAGCUUAUAUGUAAAGAACACAGCAUGGAAGAUGUGAAAUAUGCUGCUCGAACUCUAGAAGCUGAGAGUGGUGGUAUUUUGGUGGCAGUGGAGAGAGUGAGCAAAGGACAUGCAAUUAUAAUGUAUCGAGGGAAGAACUACCAGAGGCCGUCAACUCUCAGGCCAAAAUCUUUGUUGAAUAAGAAAGAUGCUCUGAAGCGUUCGGUGGAGCUUCAGCGCCGCAAGUCCUUGAAGCUUCACGUGCUUAAUCUAUCAAAGAACAUCGACUACUUGAGGGGUCAGAUGGUGAACAAAAGCCAUGAGAACAAAGGCAUGCAUGAUCUCAGCAACAACUCUCGAACAUUAGAGGAGACGAGUGAAGAAGUGCCUGAAGUUGCUCUUGAGUUUUUCGAGCCAGAGGGCGAGGAGUGCACUUCAGAUGGAACAGAUAGAGCCUUGAAUUUAACCAGGUCUGGAGUUCCAUUGGAUGAUACACAGAAAUUAUGUUUGAACGCGCUUAAAGAUGAUUCCUCUGAGGCUUCAAGGCCAUACGCGAAUGAGAGUUCAAGUACAGCUUCAUCAGAUAAUCUGAUCAAAUAUCAAAAACGGCUGAGCUUUCCUGUAGCAUACCAUUCAGAUAGUGGUAGUGAAGUCGAUUUCAAAGAUGCCAAAACCCUUGGCCCUUCCCAGGCAAUGGAUGAGACUAUUAUGGAUCAGAGAUGUACUUCUCACUUGUCUACCAGAGCUGCACCACUUACAAAUCGAGAAAGGCUUGUGCUAAGGAAGCAAGCUCUGCAAAUGAAGAAGCGACCAGUACUUGCCAUUGGGAGGAACAAUGUCAUCACGGGAGUUGCAACAACAAUCCGAACACACUUCAAAAAGCAUCCUCUUGCUAUUGUGAAUAUUAAGAACAGAGCGGAUGGUACUCCAGUUCAACAGCUGAUAUCAGAACUAGAGGAGGCAACUGGAUCGGUUCUAGUCUCGCGAGAACCAAACAAAGUGAUUUUGUACAGGGGUUGGGGAGCAGAAAUGUCACAGAAAAGCUCCAAGGAAGACAGUACAGUUGAGGGAGAAAAGGAGGUGAUAUCACCACAGCUUCUGGAAGCCAUUAGAUUAGAAUGUGGAUUUCACCCUGGUGAAUCACAGUAGCUGGGCAUGGAUCCUUGACAAUAUCUCUACAGACGUAUUUCUAGAAGAAAUAUACAAUCUCCACCUGUGGUCUGUGUAUUGGAGAAAAUUUGUGUGUGGCAGACGUGCACUGUGAAGCUGCACAUAAGCAAGGUCCAGCUGAGCCUCAUAAGCUGUGGAGAUACAGACCAACAUUGUUUCUAUCAACCCCUUAUUCUUAUUUCCCUACAUGUAAAUCUUGUACUUCUGAGAAUACAUUCUGAAUAAAUUUUCCCCUAACCCAAAUCAGAUGUCACUAAAACUCUCAGCAGGUACAAUCCGACAGAAAAACAACAACUAACUGCAGAUGCUGGAAUCCAGCAAAAUAUGCAAGUGACUGAGGAAACCCCUUUUCUCCUA
Molecule: messenger RNA, 3549 nt
Organism: Lolium rigidum
Lineage: Eukaryota; Viridiplantae; Streptophyta; Magnoliopsida; Poales; Poaceae
Product: CRM-domain containing factor CFM2, chloroplastic
Exons: 14
Coding region: 1-3171 (1056 amino acids)
Biological process (GO): RNA splicing, via transesterification reactions
Molecular function (GO): mRNA binding
Source: RefSeq, a predicted model, not a curated record